AAGAUUACUUUCACUUUUCAGAGUUUGUGACGCAGUUAUUUCUCUCCGUGUGAAGCUCCAGCUGAAGCUGUGUGUCCAUGGAGAGUCACCGCUACUUUAAAAAAGAAGGCGACCUGACCUCGAGUGGUGAAUAGAAAUGGAGGAGAGGCUACUUGAAAUGGAGGAGAGAGGAUUGAUGGAGAGACUUGAAUGGCAGAAGGAGAGAAUAGCAAUGGAGAGUGAAAUUGAAAUGUUAAGAAGAAGAUUGAGGACCCAGCAGAAACCAGAGUCUCCUGAACCUGGACCUGGAUCUGAACCUGGACCUGGAUCUGAACCUGGACCUGGAUCUGAACCUGGACCUGGACCCAGCUGUGUGUCCUUUAAGAGUGACCAGUCAAAAUAUCGCCUCAUUGAAUUUAAAGGACAGCAACCCUCUGCUGAAAAGAGGAUCCAUCAAAGACCAGACUCUGCUGAACCUGGACCUGGACCUGAACCUGAACCUGAACCUGAACCCAGCUGUGUGUCCUUCAAGAGUGACCGGUCAAGUCAUCGCCUCAUUGACUUUAAAGGAGAGCAACCCUCUGCAGAAAAGAGAGUGGACCAGGAGAGCUCAGAGGUUCCCAGUGGUCAGUCUGCCCAGCAGCAUCAAACACAACUGGACUCCAUAUUUAUGCUGCUGGAGGGGAACAUCGUCACUUUUGUGAAGAACGAGCUGAAGAAGAUCCAGAAGGUUCUGAGUCCAGAUUACCCAGAAUGCUUAGAGAGUCAGAGGAAGGAUGAGGAUGAAGAGCAGAGGAGGAGCAGAGAGGCAUUUCUGAAGAUCACACUGCACUUCCUGAGGAGAAUGAAGCAGGACGAGCUGGCUGACCGUCUGCAGAGCAGAAGUCUUGCUGCAGGUGGUAAGCGUAAACUCAAAUCUAAACUAAACAAGAAUUUCCAGUGUGUGUUUGAGGGGAUCGCUAAAGCAGGAAACCCAACCCUUCUGAAUCAGAUGUUCACAGAGAUCUACAUCAUAAAGGGAGGGACUGCAGAGGUCAAUGAUGAACAUGAGGUCAGACAGAUUGAAACAGCAUCCAGGAAACCAGACAGACCAGAAACAACAAUCAGACACAAAGACAUCUUUAAAAUCCCACCUGGUAGAGAUGAACCAAUCAGAACAGUGUUGACUAAGGGAGUGGCUGGCAUCGGGAAAACAGUCUUAACACAGAAGUUCACUCUGGACUGGGCUGAAGACAAAGCCAACCAGGACAUCCAGUUCACAUUUCCAUUCACUUUCAGAGAGCUGAAUGUGCUGAAAGAGAGAAAGUACAGCUUGGUGGAACUUGUUGAUUACUUCUUUAGUGAAACCAAAGAAGCAGAAAUCUGCAGGUUUGAAGAGUUCCCGGUUGUCUUCAUCUUUGACGGUCUGGAUGAGUGUCGACUUCCUCUGGACUUCCUCAACACUGAGAUCCUGACUGAUGUUACAGAGUCCACCUCAGUGGGUGUGCUGCUGACAAACCUCAUCAGGGGGAAACUGCUUCCCUCUGCUCGCCUCUGGAUAACCACACGACCUGCAGCAGCCAAUCAGAUCCCUCCUGAGUGUGUUGACAUGGUGACAGAGGUCAGAGGGUUCACUGACCCACAGAAGGAGGAGUACUUCAGGAAGAGAUUCAGAGAUGAGGAGCAGGCCAGCAGAAUCAUCUCCCACAUCAAGACAUCACGAAGCCUCCACAUCAUGUGCCACAUCCCAGUCUUCUGCUGGAUCACUGCUACAGUUCUGGAGGACGUGUUGAAGACCAGAGAGGGAGGAGAGCUGCCCAAGACCCUGACUGAGAUGUACAUCCACUUCCUGGUGGUUCAGACCAAAGUAAAGAACAUCAAGUAUGAUGGAGGAGCUGAAACAGAUCCACACUGGAGUCCAGAGAGCAGGAAGAUGAUCGAGUCUCUGGGAAAACUGGCUUUUGAGCAGCUGCAGAAAGGCAACCUGAUCUUCUACGAAUCAGACCUGACAGAGUGUGGCAUCGAUAUCACAGCAGCCUCAGUGUACUCAGGAGUGUUCACACAGAUCUUUAAAGAGGAGAGAGGACUGUACCAGGACAAGGUGUUCAGCUUCAUCCAUCUGAGUGUUCAGGAGUUUCUGGCUGCUCUUCAUGUUCAUCUGACCUUCACCAACUCUGGAGUCAAUCUGCUGUCAGAAGAACUAACAACCUCACUCUCUUUGUUUCUAUUUAGAAACAAACCUAAACCAUCACGUUUCUACCAGAGUGCUGUGGACAAGGCCUUAAAGAGUCCAAAUGGACACCUGGACUUGUUCCUCCGCUUCCUCCUGGGUCUUUCUCUGCAGACCAAUCAGAAUCUCCUACGAGGUCUGCUGACACAGACAGGAAGUAGCUCAGAGACUUAUCAGGAAACAGUUGAGUACAUCAAGAAGAAGAUUAGUGAGAAUCUGUCUGCAGAGAGAAGCAUCAAUCUGUUCCACUGUCUGAAUGAACUGAAUGAUCGUUCUCUAGUGGAGGAGAUCCAACGGGCCCUGAGUUCAGGAAGUCUCUCCACAGAUAAACUGUCUCCUGCUCAGUGGUCAGCUCUGGGAUUCAUCUUACUGUCAUCAGAAGAACAUCUGGACGUGUUUGACCUGAAUAAAUACUCUGCUUCAGAGGAGGUUCUUCUGAGGCUGCUGCCAGUGGUCAAAGCCUCCAACAAAGCUCUACUGAGUGGCUGUAAUCUGACAGAGAGAAGUUGUGAAGCUCUGUCCUCAGUUCUCAGCUCCCAGUCCUCUAGUCUGAGAGAGCUGGACCUGAGUAACAACAACCUGCAGGAUUCAGGAGGGAAGCUGAUCUCUGAUGGACUGAAGAGUCCACACUGCACACUGGAGACUCUCAGUCUGUCAGGCUGUCUGAUCUCAGAGGAAGGCUGUUCUUCUUUGAUCUCAGCUCUGAGUUUCAACCCCUCCCAUCUGAGAGUGCUGGACCUUAGCUACAAUCAUCCAGGAGACUCAGGAUUGAAGCUACUCUCAGCGGGACUGAAGGAUCCUCUCUGGAGACUGGACACUCUCAGGGUGGAGCCUGCUGGAGUCAGAUGGUUGACACCAGGUCCAUGGAGGUAUUCCUGUGAACUCACACUGGACACAAACACAGUGAACAGAAAACUCAAACUGUCUGACAACAACAGGAAGGUGACAUUAGUGAUGGAGGAUCAGCUAUAUCCUGAUCAUCCAGAGAGGUUUGACUACUGGUGUCCUCAGCUGCUGUGUAGAGAUGGUCUGACUGGUCGCUGUUACUGGGAGGUUGAGAGGAGAGGAGGGGUUUAUAUAUCAGUGAGUUACAGAGAAAUCAGCAGGAGAGGAUACAGUGAUGACUGUUUGUUUGGAUGUAAUGAUCAGUCCUGGAGUCUGUUCUGCUCUGAUGGUGGUUACUAUGUCUGUCACAAUAACAGAGUAACAUCCAUCUCCUCCUCCUCUGUCUCUGGUAGAGCAGCAGUGUAUGUGGACUGUCCUGCUGGCUCUCUGUCCUUCUACUCAGUCUCCUCUGACUCACUGAUCCUCCUCCACACCUUCAACACCACAUUCACUCAGACUCUCUAUCCUGGGUUUAGGUUCUGGUAUCCUGGUUCCUCAGUGUCUCUGAGUCCUCUGGAGGACGGAGAGUCUCCUCCUGUUUCUCACUGCUGAUCAGUUGAGUCUGUACAGGAUCACACUUCUAUAAAUAUUUCAGGUUAUUGUUAUAAACUAAUGAAUAAAACUUUGUAUAAAAUAAUUCAGAAUGAUGGAACAGAUUCCUCAUGAACAUUGUAAACUUGUUCCACUUGCAGUCCUUUAAAGAUGGAAGCUGUGAUGGUGAAAUUGUAGAAAUGUUGUUGACUUGUGUCAUGUUUAGUUUUGAAUUGUGUCUCUUUUGACAAUAAAAGCAUAAAGU
Sander lucioperca (pikeperch) is the source of this 3869-nucleotide messenger RNA. Its product is annotated as protein NLRC3-like. Gene Ontology annotation, molecular function: protein binding. The transcript has 11 exons. The record is from RefSeq and is a predicted model, not a curated record. Lineage: Eukaryota; Metazoa; Chordata; Actinopteri; Perciformes; Percidae. Bases 137 to 3625 code for a protein of 1162 amino acids.